GGCAACUGCAUCCUUCGCCUGCACUAGUGCGUGUACUGCACAGGAUACGGCCGAAGUUAGGUACCGGGCGUUCCGUCUCGACUGCAAGCCAACACCACAACGAUGUGAGGAGUGAAGACCACCGAGCCUCGCACCCGUAACCGCUGAUCGCCGACCACGCCCCCCCGACCCCCUCCCCCUAACUUCCGGCGUCCGCGCCGCCCCUACUGCCCUCCGGCGCCCUCCCCGGCCACUCCGCGCAACAAGACUGCACAAUGGCUUCCGACUCGUCCCACGCGGGCAAGAAGCCCGUCAUCAUCGUCGGCGCGGGCCUCGCCGGCCUCGUCGCCGCCUUCGAGCUCUCGCAGCAGAACGUGCCGACCCUGAUCCUCGACCAGGAGAACGCGGCCAACCUGGGCGGCCAGGCCUUCUGGUCGCUGGGCGGCCUGUUCUGCGUCGACUCGGCCGAGCAGCGCCGCAUGGGCAUCAAGGACUCGCGCGAGCUGGCCAUGCGCGACUGGUUCGGCUCGGCCCGCUUCGACCGCGAGAAGGAGGACUACUGGCCGCGCAAAUGGGCCGAGGCCUUUGUCAACUUCGCCACCGACGAGAUGGAGAGCUACGUCAAGGCCCGGGGGAUUGGAUUCCUCGUGAACGUCGGCUGGGCCGAGCGCGGCGACGGCCGCGCCGAGGGCCACGGCAACUCGGUGCCGCGCUUCCAUGUGACCUGGGGCACCGGCCCGGAGGUCGUGCGCGUCUUCGCCGAGCCCGUCAAGGCGGCCGAGAAGAAGGGCAUCGUCGAGUUCAAGUUCCGCCACGUGGUCGACGACAUCAUCGUCGAUGAGAAGACCGGCCGUGCCGUCGGUGUCAAGGGACGCGUACUGGAGCCGGACGACUCGCCGCGCGGAGUGAAAUCGUCCCGGACAGCGGUCGGCCAGUUCGAGAUCCACGGCUCUGCCGUGCUGGUCUCGUCCGGCGGCAUCGGCGGCAACGUCGACAAGGUCAAGGCGUGUUGGCCGGUCGACCGCCUCGGUCCCAACGUCCCCAAGAACUUCGUCGUCGGCGUGCCGGCCCACGUCGACGGCCGCAUGAUCGACAUCGCCGAGCGCGCAGGCGCCAACGUCAUCAACCGCGACAGGAUGUGGCACUACACCGAGGGGCUUGUCAACUGGGACCCCAUCUGGCCGGGCCACGGCAUCCGCGUCCUGCCUGCACCCUCGUCGCUCUGGCUCGACGCCACCGGCAAGCGGCUCCCACCCUUCCUGUAUCCCGGCUGCGACACCCUGGCCACGCUGAAGCACAUCUGCAGCACCGGCUACGACUACACAUGGUUCAUCACCGACCAAACCAUUGUGGCGCGCGAGUUCGCGCUGUCGGGCUCGGAGCAGAACCCGGACGUGACGGGCAAGAGCAUCUGGCAGGUGCUCAUGCAACGCGUCUUCAGCUCCAAGGGCACCGUGCCGGUGCAGAACUUCGUCAAGCACGGCGUCGACUUCGUCGUGCGCGACAACCUGGAGGACCUCGUGGCCGGCAUGAACGAGCUCGUCUCGACCGUGAGCGGCGCGCCGCGGCUCGACUACGCCCAGAUCAAGCAGGUCGUCGAGACGCGCGACGGCCAGUUCGACAACCCGUACUCCAAGGACGCCCAGGCCAUGCUGAUCCACAGCGCGCGCAACUACUGGCCCGACCGCCGCAGCCGCGUCGCGCCCCCGCACCGCCUGCUCGACGUCAAGCGGCACGGCCCGCUGAUCGCCGUGCGCAUGAACCUGCUGACCCGCAAGACCCUCGGCGGCAUCGAGACGAACCUCGACAGCAACGUCAUGCGCCCCGACGGCACGCCCUUCCCGGGCCUGUACGCCGCCGGCGAGGCCGCCGGUUUUGGCGGCGGCGGCGUGCACGGGUACAGCUCGCUCGAGGGCACCUUCCUGGGCGGCUGCAUCUUCUCGGGCCGGGCGGCCGGCCGGGCCAUGGCGAAGGAGGUGUUGGCGGCGGAGGCGGCGGCGGCCGGGGGCGGGGCCGAGUGAGUGUUGUGCUUGCUCUGCUUGGACACUAGCUGGGAGUUGGGGGGUGUUGGCUUGCUUUUGCGUUCUUUUUGUUCUCUUCACCUAAGUUCACCUCUCAUUCCCGCGAUUCCUUACCUACUGCUGCAUCUAUAUCAUGAGCAUUAAUCAUACAACAUCGAUUCUCCG
Molecule: messenger RNA, 2165 nt
Organism: Thermothielavioides terrestris NRRL 8126
Lineage: Eukaryota; Fungi; Ascomycota; Sordariomycetes; Sordariales; Chaetomiaceae
Exons: 2
Coding region: 255-2000 (581 amino acids)
Molecular function (GO): oxidoreductase activity, acting on the CH-CH group of donors
Source: RefSeq, a predicted model, not a curated record